GCGUCGUUUCUGCUUUGAAGACGUGCUCGCUUUAUUUUGAAGCACGCAGGAUAAACUUGUGCUGGAGAAGGAUAACGGGCUCGAGUGAUGGAAGAGGAGCCGGGCCGGUAGAAGCGGCUCUGAGGAGCAGCAGUCAUGGGCGAUGAGCUGCUGUCGGAGGACGACUUCUUGUUGUGGUCUGAAAAGGAUUUUCACGAUGCUGCCAAAAGAAAUGACACAUGGAAAAUGCAAGAACUCAUCAAGAAGGGUGUGGACGUCAAUGCCAAAAACAAAGUAGGCCGAAAAGCACUGCACUGGGCAGCAGGAGCUGGGAAUGAACAGGCUUUGCGUCUCCUACUGGAGCAUGAUAUGGACAUUAAUGAGACUGACAGUUUUGGGAUGAAUGCUCUGCUUCUGGCAUCCUGGUUUGGUCACCUAAACAUCCUACAGAUCCUGGUGUCCUGUGGAGCCAAGCUCAACUCUGAAAACAAAGAUGGUCUGAAUAUGCUGCACUGUGCUGCUCAGCGAGGACACAUCAGAGUAUUGGAGUUCAUCUUGGCGCACCUAGAAGGCAUCAGUCUAGAUGGAGUUGAAAAGUCAGGGAAGACAGCUCUACACCUAGCUGCUGAACAUGGACAGCUUGAAGCAGUUGAAUUUCUGAUUGGAAUGGGUUACAUGCCUGGUUUGAAGGACAAGAAAGAAAACACGCCUAUGCACCUAGCAGCAAGGAAAGGGCACGCAGAGAUCCUACAGAAGAUCCUAGAGACUGGUGUCAGUGUGGAUAAAAGGAAUAUAGAUGAUCUCACACCAUUGCACACGGCAGCUGACGGAGGUCACUAUGAAUGCGUUAGACUUCUGCUGGAUUCUGGCUGUAAUGUCAAUGCACAAACUAAUAGAAAAAUGAAUGCUCUCCAUUAUGUGGCACAGCAUGGUCAUGACAGAGAGGCCAGCUUGCUGCUGAAGGCAGGAAUCAAUGUAGAUGCUAUAAACAAUCAACACUGCACACCACUCCACCUGGCUGUUUUCAACAAUCACACAAAAGUUGUACGAUUGCUUAUCGAUGCUGGCAGCAACCUGAAUGCCACUGACAUUAGGCAGCAGACCGCACUACACAUUGCCUCAGAACAUGGCUGGCAUGACCUGGCUGAGAUGAUGCUGAUUUCUAGAGUUAGUCUCAGUCUAACUGAUAAGCAGGGAAAAACAUGUCUGGAAGUGGCAGCAAGAGGAAACCAUGUCGUCCUGGUGGACAUGAUAAUUAAAGCUGACCGUUUUUCUAAAUGGGAGAAGGACCAUCAGCCAGAGACACAGCACUUCCGUUCUGUCUUAUGGACCCUCGCCACAAAGCAUCUGUGUUAUGGGGAGUGGAAGAUUCUCGCUCAGCAUUGGGACUUUAGUGAAGCACAUAUACAAGCUAUAGAACAACAGUGGACAGGUAAGAAAAGCUUCAAAGAUCAUGGUCACCGGAUGCUGUUAAUCUGGCUUCAUGGAGUGCUCGUAGCUGGAAACCCUACCAAAGGCCUCUAUGAGGGGUUGGUGGAAAUCUCCCGACAAUUUGGCAGGCCCCCUGCAUCCCAGACCCCAAACCCCAAGACCCUCACACCAACACUAGUUCACUGGAUCUAA
Messenger RNA from Maylandia zebra (zebra mbuna), 1602 nucleotides. The record is from RefSeq and is a predicted model, not a curated record. Lineage: Eukaryota; Metazoa; Chordata; Actinopteri; Cichliformes; Cichlidae.